ACUACAACAAGUAUGGCUGCCGUACUUCAUGCGGAUAACGUUAUUUUACAAUCAACGUUAGAAAUCAACCACAAACCGCAUUUAGUGACUUUAACUCACAGUCAACUAAUCACUGAAGGUGUCUCACAAGUAUCCACGUCUCACGGCCGAAAUUAUGAACCAUUUAUCAGAGAGAGUAGCGAUGUUUUAGAGUUGACAGAAGUACUUGGUGUACGUUUAGAAAAUAACUCAUCAUGUGCAACAGAAGGGGCCAGAGUAAAAGACCCAUCCAAGGGUUAUAUGGUGAUGGAGAUGAUGCCAUUACAGAUGAAUAUAUUUACAAUAUAUUAUUUAACUAAAGUCAAUAAACACAGGUGGCGCUACAAGGAUAUAUCAAUAAUCUGUAAGGAUCAAUCAACCUGUCAACUCUGGGUGGACAGUAUACGCAGAAUUCUUGCCAAUAUGGAUCAAGAGAGACCAAAACGUUUACUUGUUUUUAUAAAUCCUAUUGGUGGUAAAAAACGUGCCAACAAGAUUUACAGUGAAAAGGUUGCCCCAAUCUUUGAUAUAGCCGGCAUUUAUACAGAAGUUAUAGUCACUAAAAGACAGUAUCAUGCUAGAGAUGUUUUAUUAGAUCAUGAUCUCAGUAAAUUUGAUGGUGUUAUAUCAGUGGGUGGUGAUGGGACAUUCUCUGAAAUAUUGAAUGGUCUGCUGGACAGAUCAAUGAGGGAUGCUGGUAUAGCUCAAACACCGCUCAGUGAUCCUGUUAGUCCCAGACUUCCAGUUGGUAUUAUUCCUGCAGGUUCAACAGAUAGUAUAGUUUAUACAACAGAAGGGAUCAAUGACCCUGUUACCUGUGCUGUUAAUAUUGUAUUAGGUAAUACCUUAGGAUUAGAUGUCUCGGCUGUACAUCAAAGGGGUGAAUUUCUUAAAUAUAGUGUUUCUUUCCUUGGUUAUGGUUACUAUGGUGAUUUGGUUGCCGAUAGUGAAAGGUUACGAUGGAUGGGACCAAAACGCUACAACUGGUGUGGUUUCAAGAAAUUUCUUUCAAAAAAUUCUUAUGAAGGUGAAGUCUCGUUUAUUGCUUCGACAGAUCCUUCACAUCACCCAAGAGAUGGAGUUCGAUGUCUAAAAGGGUGUCGAGUAUGUAAAAAAGCUGGUGAAAGUAAAAGUAAACCUGGAGAAAAAUCUACGAUGUUAAAGACAAAAAAUGAAAAUUGGCAGAAAGUUUGUGGGCGAUUUAUUUGUAUUAAUUCUCACACAAUGAGUUGUCGAUGUGCCUUGAGUCCAGAAGGCGCCUCCCCAUCAUCUCAUAUAGGUGACGGCUGCGCUGAUCUGAUUCUUAUAUCCAACUGUUCACGAGUUAAUUACUUCCGUCAUUUGUACAGGUCGGCCGACAGAACAUCUGACCAGUUUGAUUUUAAUUUUAUACAAGUUUUCCGAGUAAAAGAAUUUAAAUUUGAGCCAAUAUCCAAGGAGGAUACUGCUGAUGACAAAACCAUGACAAGAAAUAAAGAAGGCCGAUCUCAACUACGAUCUCCAACUAUUAAAAAUAGUGUCUGGAACUGUGAUGGAGAAAUACUGGAUCAUCCAAGUCUACAUGUCAAAGUACAUUGUCAGCUUAUUAAGUUAUUUGGGGGUGGUAUUGAAGAUUCUGGUAAAGAGGAUGUUAUUCAAUGCCCUCCGUGCUGUUCUCGCAGUGGUAGAUGAAAUAUUUCAAGUUAAAGAACAUGGAUGUUCCGUCGAACGAGAAUUUAAGCAAUGUGAUUUAUGUUUUGACAGCAUCAAUAUCAUCCUCAAGAUCAUCACAUAUAGAAACUUGAUCAAACCCGAUGCUGUCAAUAAUGUGACACAAGCUUUUUGACUUUUAUCAAAUGAAUGCAUUAUCUGUGUUGACUUAGCUGAUAUCAUGAAAUAAUAUUCCGGUCUGGUUUGAUAUGAAGCAAGGUUGUGAAACGUCUAUUUAAAAAUUUAUUGUGAUACUUAAAAUUUAUAUCAAACCUUAGUGUAGAGUUAUGAUAAUAGGACUGACCUCCAGAAUAAAUAUAUCGAAUCAAGAAUUAUUAUAAUACAUGUACAUAAGUGCUGUCUUCAGAAUAAUUGUAUCGAAUCAGAGAUGAUUAUAAUACAUGAACGCUAGUGCUGGCCUCCAGAAUAAUUCCUUCAAAUCAAGCAUCAUUAUAAUACAUGUGCGCUAGUGCUGGACUCAAGGAUAAUUCCUUCAAAUCAAGCAUCAUUAUAAAACAUGUACGCUAGUGCUGGACUUCCCAAUAACAGUUAUAGGAAGCAUCAAUUUGCAGAACAAAGAAAAGGAUAAAGUCAGAAAAACACAGUUAGUGCUCUAAUAGACAAUGGGACAGAACUGCACAACAAGGCACAUGGAACAAACUAUAAUAGAAGACAGCAACUUUCUAAACACAUUUUCUAGUGCUAUUUACCGGGUGUACCGUAAGUUUGUAUUCCAGGGCUCUUGUUAUAAUCACAUUUGUCGGUCUUGACUGAUUGGCAGUGAAAUUGACCAAAUGUCUGUCAGGCAAUUUGCAUACAAUAAGGUUAAAUAUUUCAAAGAAUUUGCUCUUAAAUCACAAUAAAUACAGUUGAUUUUGUAUGUGGAAAAAAAUGUAAUAAUGUUGAAUAUUAUCAAAUUCUUUGUAAUAGAAAAAAUAUCUUGCUAAUCCCAGGUAAAUAAAAUUUAACCGGGUGGCUAAAUUUUAAUGUAAACACCCAGGUGUAUACCUGGAAUUUAUUAUAAAUUAUUAAUUGUAAGUUAAACUUUAUAAUCAGCGUUGAAGUACUUGUAAAUUUGACAGAUCUUCAGACCAAUGAUCUUUCAAAAUCAAAUUAAUGUUGUAAAUUACAUGUUGAGUGACACUUUAAUAGCAACAAUCACUGCAUGUUUAUGCUUUUGUUUCUGGGUGCAUCUGUAUUUGUGUGGUAUAGAAUACUAAGAACAAGAAAACUUUUGUCAUAUUAAUUCCCUGUAUGAUGAAUUCAGGUGCAGCAUUCCCCACAUUCACUAAAGUUAAACUUUAUUAAAAUAGAAAUCAAGUUAAAAUAUGUUGAGACGACAACUGACAAUAAACACUGUACCAGUUUUAAUUAUCAAACAUGAACAGUUGUAAAAAAAAAUGAGAAAAUGAAGAAAUAACUAAAAUAAAAAUGGGUUCUAAUAGUCCAAAGUUUUCUUGCUUAACAGUAGCUGUUUUAAAAUUAUUUACAACCUAUUCUGUACUAGGGCUCACAUUUCAGUCUUAUUUACCUGUCUUGACUGACUGGCAGUGACUAGAGUUAAUCAUCUCCAGUGGUCUUAUUCCGCUACACUCCACUAUACCCUGGGUUCAUCCAUUCAAAUUAUCUGCCCUUGACAUUGUGCUAUUUUUAUGGACCAAUACACUCGAUAGCAUAACAACUUGCCACUGCCUGUUUUGAUUGACAUAAAACAUCAUUUCCAUUAAAAAGAUGUUUUAGGAGAUCUUUUUGUGUGCAUGUCACUUCUUUUAUAUUAAAUUUCUUGCAAACUUUCAAGCCGCCAUAUAUUACUCUGAAUGUAAACAAUGAGGCCAAGACUGGUUUGUAAACUGUUUUAUGAUUGGUUUAAAGAAACAAGCUACAAUCAAGGGCAGAUAAUGUGAAUAUCCCAUGCAUGAACUCAGGAUAUAGUAGAACGGAAUGAGACCACUGGGGAUACCGAGGAUGGGAGUUAAUUUACGUGCCAUAAUAUUAGAAUUUCAAAGAAUUUAUAACAUUUGAGUUCAAUCAAUAGAGUUUUUUUAUUUGUAAAAACACUUACAAAUAUAUAUAAAACAAUUAGGAUAAUGAUAUAAAUUGUCUUAUUCUUUAGAAAAUAUAUCAUGCUAAUCCGCGGAGAACAAAAUUUGUCAAAAACUGUCUGACUGACUGGUAAAAUUUUGAAGUGAUAGCCCUAUGUCUAUAGAAAGAUUAUAACAGGACCAAUCAGCUGUAUAGAUAUUUUUAUUGUAUUUUUUAUAAAGUUUUAUUUGUGUAUUUUAUUUCUUAGUAGGACGUUAAACCCCAUUUCAUUUCAUUUCAUUUUAUAUCUAAUCAAGUUUUCUACACUCAGAAUAUUUAAUUAGGGCUAGAAUAUGCACAGGUCUUAUUUGUGCUCAAAUUUUCUAUAUUUUGUUUUAAAAAUUGUCAUUUUUCGGACAAUGUCUAAUUUUUUCGUUUCACAGCUUUAUUCAUGGUAUGCAAAUUAAUUAAGAAAGUCAAAUCAAAAUAUCAAUGGUGGAUAAUUUCAAUCGAAUUAAAGAGAGGCCUAUCAAAAUAUUUUCCCCAAAACCCAUUGGUUGGGCUGCCUUGUUUAUAUCACCUGAAGAGAAUGCUAAAUGUUAGGAAAUUUUUAUAAAAUAUCUUUGUAACUAAUGAAUGAAAUUUAACCAUUUUUGAAAGAUAACUUUUUAGAGAUUCAACUUUCACAAAGAAUUCAAAAUUUUCAUUUCAAAUGACAAUCAACAGCUAUAAAUUAUAAUAUUUGGGUAAUACUAAUCAGUUUCUAUAUAAUAUUUGAUAAGAAAUAGAGUAUACAAAGGCAUUAUUAUUUUAGAAAUAAGCUCAGAGUUUCUUUUACUUAUAAAACAAAGUUUAUCCCAUUAAUUGUGUAAAAUUUUGGUAAUAACUAAAUGUACCAAAAUAAUUAAGUAGAUCUAAUAUAGUGCUCUGGGGCUUUGUUUACUAAUACUUACCUAAAAUAUUUUAAGAAUGCAGUCUUUUCAUUGGCUAAGAACUGCAAUUUGUAUUAUAAUUUUAAGUCUCAGCCAAUGAUAUUGCAUAAUCCUUAAAAUAUUUUGGUUUUCGUGAUUUCAUGAGGUAAACAUUUGGUUCAGGGAAUUUUUAAAUUAUUAUUGCCUCCAUUAUUUGUUUUAUUUUUUUGUCUUGUGCUUUUUUGGUUUCAUUUGUUGAUAAUGGAAUUGUUUUAUAAGAUUUGCAACCCUUUAACUUUGAUAUUUUAAGCUCUUUUUAGCUCUUCAGUUUUGUAUUUGUUUCUAGCACUGUACAUGUGAUUCGAGAUGUAGUUGUUGUAGACAGUAUGUGUACAAAUUACAGAUUUUAAAUUCAUUAUAAAUUAUCUUUAAGAUCAUCUUGUUCUAUUAUGAAUUAAUUUUCUCUUGACUGCAGUUGUCUAUAAUAUAAAGAAUUCUUCCAUUUUUAAUGCUGUGUAGAUUAAAUGUGAAUGUUCAGCUAUGUUUACAUCUUACCUUAUUGAUUUAAAGUUGGCAUAUUUCUAUACUUUAUUGUAAAUGUGAAUGUUUAGCUAGGCUUUUUACAUAUUAUUCGAUUUAAGUUUUUGUAUUUCUAUACUACUUUAAGAAUAUUUUGACGUGUGAUAAAUUUCCUUGAUCAUUUACUGAA
Messenger RNA from Patella vulgata (common limpet), 5349 nucleotides. RefSeq names its product ceramide kinase. Gene Ontology annotation, molecular function: kinase activity. NCBI's taxonomy places the organism in Eukaryota, Metazoa, Mollusca, Gastropoda, Patellidae. The transcript has 13 exons. Bases 13 to 1689 code for a protein of 558 amino acids. The record is from RefSeq and is a predicted model, not a curated record.